GUGGUCGCGCCCGCAAGCCGGAUGCGGUGCAUGAUAGGCUGCAGCCAACAGCGACGACAUCUCUAAGCGCUGACACCAGCAGGGAUUCAGUUCAGGUUCCUCCUUGACCAGUCCAACAUGUUGUAUCCUGCAUCGCCGUUCCUCCCUCUCCACAUUGCUUCACUCCGCAGUUCCAGAUCGAGCCAUUAGUCCCCUUCGUUCCGCUUCCUGUGAUAGAAGAGUCGGGUCAGGAUCAGGAGUAUCUCCAACGCUGGCCAGCAGAGAUUCGCAGCGCUUCAUUCACGCCGCGUCCUCGUCUAUCACUAUGAGGCGGUUGUCAAGAUUGCAAGAAGAGAGAGGAGCUCAUCGGUUGCAUCCCCAUUGGUAGCAUAAUACGCCGAACCGAAAGAGCGAAGGUGUUGGCAACGGGCACUGCAGGCGCUCACUUGCAUAGACACAAGGCCUGCGUAUUUCGGGGAAGUUCAAUCAGGGUGUGCUUCUGUUUCAUUGGCCUCCGAGGAUGGAUUCUAUCUCGAAAUGUGUUUGAAGGGAGAAUGCAUGACUGAAUGCGGCGUGGAGGAUGUAGGCUUCGUGCCGUGUGCACAUUGGUUACUGGUGGUCAAGUCUUUGCCGUGCUUUUCUUCAGCGGUAACGGAAGCCAUUCUCUGCAAAGCUGACUUCUAAGCACGAGCAGGACUGAGAGCUCUGCAGAAAAACCGAAUCUCUAGCUUUUACCUACGCAACUUGCUAUUCCUUGUUGUAAAGUACCUAUACUAUGUACUAGGACCCCAGAAUUCAGCCUCGCACGUCGGGAGAUUUUCGGGGAAAUGAUAAAUAUUUUGGUAGAAUGCAAUUCUGCCAGCAACUGAAGCCUGGACAACAUGGUGAGUGCCCCAGUGCAGCUGGGGGUUGACUUGUGAAAAUGAGGACACCGAUCUCAUCACCUACCCUAUGAUUGCCAUGUCCUCAUGGCCGUGACCCUUCCAGGUCGACCAUCUGCGUCGCCGGCUUGCGAAUGCGAAUGCCCACAGUUUAACGAAGAACGGAUGCCCACCAUACCUCUACUCGAACGUAUAAUUUCCCUGUCCAUGACUGACCGCUCUGUCGCAUAUUCUGUCUGAGGAAUCCAGCAACUAUCCACCGCAAUGCCGCAUACCAGUCGCAAGAAAAAGGUCCCGCACAAGAAACGACAAGAGGUGGUAGAUGACGAUGGAUGGACCAGAGUCACCUCUACGAACACUGCGCGCCCAGUUACCCACCACACGAACGCAACCACCAACGGGUCUGUGGUAACCUCUCAGCAUGGUAAUGACGGGGCCGUGGCUGGAAACGGAAGCGUUACAUCCCGACCCAUGAAACCAGCAAAGGGAAUUACCGUGGAAGCCAUGCGGGCGCAGUACGACAAGGUCGAAGCCAAGUGGCUCGAAAGCGAUCUAUGCCGCACACUCCGAGACAACCUACGUCGCAGGAUAGAGGAAACACCUGAUGCUGAUGGACGUACGCAACAGAUCUCAAACUGUGUCAUCUUCGGCUCGGGAAGUUUCUGCGGAGACGAGCUACAUUGGAUCGACCGACACGAGUCGGCGUACUACCAGAUCGCGGCGUUCAAGACAAUGGUGGACACGAUAGAACAAGUCCAAGGGCGGCGACCAGCAUGUUAUGCUCAGGAGCCCUGUUACAACGAUCUCGACGGCGAGUUUCUGGCGAGUGUGAAUGUGACCCGAAUCGAUCAUCCGAAGGGAUUCGAGUUGUUGGACAGGAACUCGGUUGCCUACUCUCCCGCCGCAGAGCGCAACGUCGAACUUGAGAUUAUACUGCACGAUCCCCGGAUAUGGCUCCAUCGGUCGCUCGAUCAUAUUCGUCCGUCGAACAGACCCGUCAGAGACGAAGGAUUGGCCCACCAAGACCCCGUAGGGCUUUUCGUUGAAACUCAUGAAUUCUUACAACUACCAGCAUUGGACGUGAAGAACUUUCCUUUCCACGGUUCCAUGCUAUGGUGGCGGAAAGAUGGUGCCGGUGAAGAAGAAAUCAACUCCUGAGCUUGAAUGCAUAUCAAUCUAUCCUCACUUGGAUCCACCCAACCUCAAAGCCUACAUUGAUUCCCGAGAUCUUCUAUCCGGAUCCAGCAUGGCUUACUUGACCUCCGCACUCUGCAACACUGUGCCGAACGCAUCUCCCAACUCCUUCAACACGGCAUCCGUGACCUCAGACCCAGUGAAGCCAGGAAUGUCGCGGUCGCCAAUGGCAUCGGCCGCCAACACGACAUUGUACCCGAGGUCUGCGCCGGCUCGCGCCGUGGUGCUCACGCAGACAUGCGCCAUGUAUCCGGUCAACACGGUCUUUUUCCCACGCUCACCCAGACUGGACAGGUAAUCGUGCAGAUCCGUGUCUGCAAAGCUCGAGACCUUUUGCUUCUGGAUGACUUUUUCGCCUGGACGGGGCUUCAGCUCGUCGAAUUCCUCGGCCAACGCUGUGCCGGGCGUGAACACUGGUGCGCCGUCGGGCGUCUUAUGCACCACGUGCACAAUGUUCUUGCCGUCCCCGGCCGCUCGGUACCUUUCCAGAAGCGACGCGAUCGCCUUGCGAGUUUGGUCGACGUUGACAGUUUUCAAGUUUCCUUGGGCGUAUCUAGAGAAGAACGAGAAGAUGCGUCAGUUGGAGGUUGCCUUGUUAGAUAGGCAGAGAACAGAAUCACCGAGUUGACGACGAACAGAAGAACAGAAUCAUCAUUGUCACAGAAGCAAGCCCAUCCACGUCCGUGGUAUGGUACCCCCAACAAUUGAGGAUGGGACAGGAACUGCAACUGCAGCAAAAACGCUCUCCCGGCUAUCCGAUGUCCCUCACCCAGGUACCCAUACCAAAUAUAUAUCCCUUCGGGUUCUGGUAUACCCCUUUCACCGGCCAUGAUCUCCGUAUCGGCUUUGCACCGGUACCACAGACAAGAACAUGAGAUGAAUAGACAGGACAAGGUCUUCCAAGAAGUUUAAGUCAGAUAGAGAGGGAUGGGUAACACAGUCCAUAAACACCUGGAGUCACGAAGCAAGGCAAAUUGAUCCCCGACAAGGGUACGCAGGUACCUAUAUUCAAAAGAAAGGGGUGCAGGUAUGCAGUAUUGACAUGCAGUGCACAAUAUGCCCCUCCGCGGUACUAGUACAUACAUAGAUACAUGUCGGUAUGUACCUGUAGAUAAAUAGAAAAGUAUAGUAAGCAGGGUUAGGUAGUUAGUACUCACUCAUUCUGCGCAUCGAUAAUGACCAACGUACUGUCCGCCGGACUCGCCGUCACCCGCGGCGCACCCACCAGGUCCCUGAACGACUUGACUUGUGUUGCGGAGGCCAUGGUAAUCUUAUGCUGAGCGAAGCGAAGUAAGGGUAG
This is a messenger RNA of Exophiala dermatitidis NIH/UT8656, 3354 nucleotides long. RefSeq lists its product as uncharacterized. The record is from RefSeq and is a predicted model, not a curated record. The transcript has a single exon. Lineage: Eukaryota; Fungi; Ascomycota; Eurotiomycetes; Chaetothyriales; Herpotrichiellaceae. Bases 1125 to 2018 code for a protein of 297 amino acids.